CGUCCAUACUUGUCGCUAAAGUUACGUUUCGAGCGAAAGGUGAUGAACAGUCAUCGGCAUUUAAAUCUUGCGAGAGUUUGGCAAAACACAAAGUUCGAGCGUCGGACAAUGCUGACGAAAGUAAAUGUUACUUUAGUAUAUUAUAGCAAUGACUGAGAAAUUACGGAGAUAUGAAAAAAUCGAUUUUCUAGGAGAAGGACAGUUUGCCACUGUUUACAAAGCAAAAGAUGUAAAAACAGGAAAAAUUGUAGCCGUUAAAAAGAUAAAAGUCGGUAGCCGUGCCGAAGCUAGAGAUGGUAUAAACAGAACUGCUUUGAGAGAAAUUAAGCUUUUACAGGAAUUGAAACACGAUAAUGUGAUUGGAUUAUUAGAUGUAUUUGGUCACAAGUCCAAUGUUUCAUUGGUAUUUGAUUUUAUGGAUACAGAUUUAGAAGUGAUAAUAAAAGACAGCAAUAUAGUCCUGACUGCUGGUCAUAUAAAGGCAUAUAUGAUUCAAACUCUCCAAGGUUUAGAUUAUUUGCACUUUAAUUGGAUACUUCAUAGAGAUUUGAAACCAAAUAAUUUAUUGGUUACCUCUGAAGGAGUAUUGAAAAUAGGAGAUUUUGGAUUAGCCAAAUUUUUUGGUUCUCCAAAUAGAAUAAACACUCAUCAGGUGGUGACCAGAUGGUAUAGAGCCCCUGAACUACUUUAUGGCGCAAGACUUUAUGGAACAGGUAUAGAUAUGUGGGCGGUCGGUUGUAUAUUAGCAGAGUUAUUAUUACGUGCACCCUUUUUACCCGGAGAAUCGGAUCUGGAUCAACUUACCAGGAUAUUUCAGACGUUAGGUACACCAACCGAAGAAACAUGGCCAGGCAUGACCGAAUUGUCCGAUUUUAUUCAGUUUAAGCCUUUCCCAGGAACGCCAUUAAAACAUAUAUUCACUGCUGCGGGCGAUGAUUUAUUAGAUUUAAUAGCCAGUCUGUUAAAUGUCAAUCCAUUAGAGAGAUGUACGUGUGACCAAGCUUUGCAAAUGCCAUAUUUUAGCAAUAAACCAUCUCCAACGCCUGGAUCUCGAUUACCUCUUCCAACAACGAUAAAACAUCAACCGGAAGAAAAGACCAGUUUAAAGCGUAAAUUACUGGAGACUAUAGAUGGUGCUCCUCUUGCUAAAAGACUGCAAUUUUAAUAUAGGCAGAAGAAAAAUGAAAAGAUCGUCACGGAUUUGUAAAUUAUAAUAUACUUUUCUUAAAUCUGUUUAAAAAGGAUUGUCAAAUAAAUAUAAAUACUUUUUAUGUUA
Molecule: messenger RNA, 1276 nt
Organism: Vespula pensylvanica (western yellowjacket)
Lineage: Eukaryota; Metazoa; Arthropoda; Insecta; Hymenoptera; Vespidae
Gene: Cdk7
Product: cyclin-dependent kinase 7
Exons: 5
Coding region: 149-1165 (338 amino acids)
Biological process (GO): positive regulation of transcription by RNA polymerase II; protein phosphorylation
Cellular component (GO): nucleus; transcription factor TFIIK complex; cytoplasm
Molecular function (GO): RNA polymerase II CTD heptapeptide repeat kinase activity; ATP binding; cyclin-dependent protein serine/threonine kinase activity
Source: RefSeq, a predicted model, not a curated record